Messenger RNA from Cyprinodon variegatus (sheepshead minnow), 4298 nucleotides. RefSeq names its product alpha-2A adrenergic receptor-like (gene adra2a). Gene Ontology annotation, molecular function: adrenergic receptor activity. The transcript has 2 exons. The record is from RefSeq and is a predicted model, not a curated record. Gene Ontology annotation, biological process: adenylate cyclase-activating adrenergic receptor signaling pathway. Bases 444 to 1706 code for a protein of 420 amino acids. Gene Ontology annotation, cellular component: membrane. Lineage: Eukaryota; Metazoa; Chordata; Actinopteri; Cyprinodontiformes; Cyprinodontidae.
AGGAGAGAAACUCCACACGCAGACAGUAACACGGCAGCGCCCGGGAUAACGUGAUUAGCGCUCUAUUAGGUCCGCUGCUGAGCGCAACUAGAUGCAGCGCAGGAAGCACUGCGAGGGGAGAGAGAGGAGGCUCAGUGGAAACGCUCCGUCCGCCUCAUGGAUCUUCUUUACCUUCUCUUGAUUUGCCUGAAGAAGUUACCCGUCCGCAGUGUUUUAGUGCCCUGGCACUGGAGAGGCGCCUUCCUCCUUCCUUAUCCAAGAUAAAGCGGCAUCUUGAAAAAUAUCCCUCACAAUGAGGAGGAAAAAUCCGGGAAAGUCUCAGAGGAGUUAUUCAGUCUCUUCCUCUCUUAGCUCUGCUGUGAGCCACUAGUUCUCUUCUUCCUGGCGGAUGAUAUCUGUUAACCUCAGGUGAACUCUCACAGGAAGUGGGCCAAUCUGCUAUCAUGGAAGAUGACAAUAACACCUUCCAGAACUUCUCCAGCUUGGCUCCUUACAGCCUACAGAUAGCUCUGCCAUUAAGCCUGCUGGUUGGCUUCAUGAUCCUAAUCAUAGUGUUUGGUAAUGUCCUGGUGGUCAUUGCUGUGUUUACAAGCCGGGCCUUGAGAGCCCCGCAGAACUUAUUCUUGGUGUCCCUGGCCUCUGCGGACAUUCUGGUGGCCACCCUUGUGAUGCCCUUCUCCUUGGCAAACGAACUAAUGGGAUACUGGUACUUCGGCGAGGUAUGGUGUGAGAUUUACCUAGCACUUGAUGUGCUCUUCUGCACCGCCUCCAUUGCCCAUCUUUGUGCGAUCAGCUUAGACCGAUACUGGUCCAUCACACAGGCCAUUGAGUACAACCUGAAGAGGACGCCACGCCGCAUUAAGUGUAUCAUCUUCAUUGUUUGGGUCAUCGCUGCAGUUAUCUCCUUCCCACCCCUGAUCACCAUGGGAAAAGACAACAGUGAGAAAUUCCCUGCAUGUAAGAUUAAUACAGAAAAAUGGUACGUUAUCUCCUCCUGCAUCGGCUCCUUCUUCCUUCCGUGCGUCAUCAUGGUGCUGGUCUACGUACGGAUCUACCAAAUUGCUAAAAAAAGGACACGGGCGCCACCUGGAGACCGGAGGCCAAAUGCUUUGUUGAAGCCACCCAGCACUCCUGUUGCAAACCAGAAGGAGAAUGGUGCAGGGGAUGUCAAGGAUCGGCUCUGUCACAAGAAGUUAAAUGGUGAGCAAGCCAUAGAGCUGCAGGAGGGAGCGGGAGGACAAAAGAAGGCAGAGGAGGUCAAAGGUGAGGUCAAUGGAGUGGACCUUGAGGAGUCAUCCUCUUCUGACCAUAAAGUGAACAAUCCAUGCUCCAUUAGAAAGAAAACAAACAAGGGGAAACCAAAAUUAAGACAAAUCAAACCAGGGGACUCCAACGUCCAAAAGCAAGAACCGAACACCAAAGGCAGCCUCUGGAAAGGCCGGCAAAACCGUGAGAAACGGUUCACCUUCGUCCUGGCUGUGGUCAUUGGUGUCUUUGUCAUUUGUUGGUUUCCCUUUUUCUUUACGUAUAUGCUGCAGACUCUCUGCGUGUCCUGCAACGUGCCUUCCACCUUGUUCAAGUUCUUCUUCUGGUUCGGCUACUGCAACAGUGCCUUGAACCCUCUGAUUUACACCGUUUUCAACAAUGACUUCAGGAGGUCCUUCAAAAAGAUACUGUGCAAGAGGGACACCAGGAGAUACGUAUGACUCCAGCUUGGUAUCUGUGUAUCUAAUAUAUAGUGCAUUCAUUGUAAAACAGUAUGCCCAUUGUGCAUGAACCUGCAGUGUGUGAUCACUCAGGAAGGUGUUUAUGUGCAGAAUCUUCCCUUUCAAUGCCUCCACCCAUCGCAGCUUUAACAAAAAGAUGGAGAUCACAGAGAAAACCACAGUAAGAUCAUAUUUUUUAUUGUAUCUGCCUUUUUUAAAGAGGCAAACAUAGUGAAGUUAUGGAUAUGUAUUGAAUUUGUAUGUUGUACUAAAUGAUUUGUCUGAGUAUUUGUCUAUUUUUGUUUUUUAUGGAAACAGUAUUGUGCUAUUUUGUAUAAUAUGGUGAUAAUGAUUACAAAAAGAUGAUGCUGGUGGACUUGUGGUAAAAAUGCAGACUCUAAAGAAUAAAUAAAGCUCAUUUUGUCUGAGAUGGUUUAAAAAAACCCAAAGGAACGAUUGGAGUGAUGAUUUCAUAUCAUUUUGAAUCUUCUGCUUUUAAAAGGGUUUGUUCAAACACUUUAAAACACACGCUGGGGGUUUGAGGAGAUGGAGAAAAGGACAGAGUACAGAAGAUGAAGAGACAGCAUUAGUUUUGUGGAAGUCAAAAAUGAGGCAUUCUGUUCUGGUGGGAGGUUUACUUUUAGUUAUCAGUGGAUAUUUCACAUUUCUAACUAUUGAUUUAAACAGCUCUUUUUGGGGAUCACUUGAUUAUUCAACCAAAAACUGGAAUUAUUUGGAUUUGGGCAAGAAGAUGAUGAUUAUUUUACAUUUCUUCAACCCUUGCAUCAUUUCGUUAAUUGGUCCUUAGCCAGCAUUAGUUUUUGAUACCUUUGGCAGAUGAUUGACAUCAUUCUGGCUGUAACUUUUAACCCUCUCUACUUUGCAGAAAUGGAUGAGUUUAUUUAUAUGUAUUGAUCUCCUGGCUGGGUUAUUGUUUUUUAAGCAUAGCCUAUAAAAAAAAACAAAAAAAAAACAUACAUAUUGCUUACAGGUGUGUAGCUAAUAGCCGUAUGCUAUGAGCAGUUUAAACUCAAGUUAAAUUCCUUGUCAAAUAAAGCUCAUUCUGAUUUUAAAAUAUGUUUUGUGUUGAAGUAGGUUACACUCCAGGGAGGAUUUUUUGAUUUUAUUAUCCUGGGAUCAAUGUUUGAAUGGAGAACCCAGUUGUGACCCUGUUUCAACUAUUUAAAUGUAGAUGUGAGGCAAAUUCAAGCAAAUGGAAAGUUUUGACAAUAUGCUGUGAUGUUUAAACAGUCCCACAGUAUGAUGCUGCCACCACCAUCCUUUACAGUUGGUACAGCAUUCUUUGGAUAAGAAAACUCGCUUUGGACUUUGUAAACAUAAAUGGCAUGCCUGCUAGCAUUAUGUUACUGCAAAAGAUCCAAUCGUAACUCUGAUGGAAUUCUAGGGACUUUGAUUAAGAAAUGAAUCACAGCCAGAAAACCAGAACAAAAUGCUGAACUGAUGGCCAAACAUGGUGGUGGUAGCAUCAAAUUGUUGGGCUGUUUCUCCUUAAAUCAGCUUCACCUGAAAAUGACCUCUUCACAGUUGAAAUGUACCCAUAAUACCUUAAAAUUUGUACUGAAAACUUGAACUGGGUUUUACUGCCACCCAGUAGGUUAAGGCUCAUAGAAAGUGAAGUAUAGCGUCCUCUCCUGCAGGGAGCUGCUGUCUCGAAAGGAGCACUGCAGACUUGCCGGUUUGUUUAAUCUGACCUUUUUGAUAGCCUAACUAGGUGUUUAGCACUUAAUGAGCCUGAAAAGAACAUGUGCAAAUGUUGUUUUGGUUCCCGGAUUAAUCCUGUUUAUGAUUAGAUGAAGGUCUUUUUAUUUAAUAUUUCUCUAAGUUUAAUGACAUUUGUUUUCUUUUUUUAUCUUCCCCUUUGAAGGCUUAGAUAGAAGGACUUAAUGAUUCAGCUUUGAUGAUGUAACUCAAAGACGUUAUGGUUCAUUUGCCGCUUUGUGUUGUUCAUCAGUAGGUAAAUAGGGACCCUGUCAAACCUGAACCUGAUCAACUGGUCUUUUUCUAUCCCUUUCUUUAUGCUUCCUCUUUUAAAUUCAGAAAAAAAACAGCAAUCUUUAACUGUUCAGUGAAUUCAAAGAACGUAUAGCUCCCCUGCAGAGGAGUUAUAUGUAAAUUGAUUCCUUUUUGACAGUCAAGCGGGCAAACCGCACAAAACUAAAUGGUCCCUCUGGGAGAUUUCAGUCAGUAUAGCAGCGCUUCAUCCUGAUGAGCCCAAUGUAUACUUAAAUUGAACUGUGUGCAGCGUUUCUCUUCAUGUUUAUAAAAUGCGAAAGCAUAGGGGGCUGGGAGUGUAAGUGUGUGAGAACGUGUACUCUGCACAUAUAAACAGAGGGGAUGAGCUCUCUGCAUGAACACGUUUGCAGUCGUGCUCAUAGAGAAUGCAUCGUUUGAUGGAUGUGGGAAUUUCUCUGAGUCCUCAGGAUGUGGUUUUUUUUUAUGAUUUUUCUUUUUUUUUGGGAGGGUGGUAAUUUAAGAUACAUUUUUGUAAUGGAGCCUUGACAAUAGCCAAGAACUAAUGGUCAGCAACAUUGUCUUCAGCACAUUAUGGUUUGGUCCUUUUCCACUGGAGAA